CUAAUGCACAGGCGAAAUCAAUUAUUAUGAAACGUAAAUUACGAUCUACUAGUAAGAAAGGAUCUAAAAAAGGGAAUGUAAAUAACUCUGAUACUGAAGACGAAAUUCCUAUUAGUCUUAAACAAAUUAAUUCUAAUACUAAAAAUGAUGAUAAGGAGAAUGAGUUAACUUCAAGAAUUAGUGAACUUGAAUAUAAAGAACGGGUUCUGGCUUUAAAAGAGCGUGAAAUUGAUCUAAGAGAACGAGAGGCUAAAAUCUAUUUAAUGGAACUAUCAAAUUUUGAGAAGAAGCGUGAGUUAGAAUUUGUUAAAUCUUGA
Funneliformis geosporum is the source of this 317-nucleotide messenger RNA. The record is from the annotation of a GenBank genome assembly. NCBI's taxonomy places the organism in Eukaryota, Fungi, Glomeromycota, Glomeromycetes, Glomerales, Glomeraceae.